AUGAUGUUGAUGAUGGGAGAUCCUCCUCCAUCAAAUCCCACCGUCCAGAUCCCGCCUUGGGAUUACCUCGAAGAUCCGACGGCCCACAUCCACUCCCCCGCCCUGGCUGCGCUGCAGCGGUUCCUGCCGUCCAACAAGCCGGAGGAGGAAGAGGACGAGAUCUCCGACGGCGACUUCGAUUUCCCGGCGGAUGCAUUCUCUUGCGACGAUUUCCGGAUGUUCGAGUUCAAGGUGCGCGCGUGCGCGCGGGUGAGGUCGCACGACUGGACGGAGUGCCCGUUCGCCCACCCUGGGGAGAAAGCCCGCCGGAGGGACCCGCGUCGGCACCACUACUCCGGCAGCCCAUGCCCAGACUUCCGAAGGGGCGCGUGCCGGAGGGGCGAUUCCUGCGACUAUGCACACGGCGUUUUCGAGUGCUGGCUCCACCCGGCUCGCUACCGCACCCAGCCGUGCAAGGACGGGAUCCACUGCCGCCGCCGGGUCUGCUUCUUCGCCCACACGCCGGAGCAGCUACGAGUCUUUCCGCUCACCGGAAGCGCCAACGGGUCGCCCCGUCAUCCCGAACCGGAUCCCUUCGUGUUGUUGGGGUCCUCCCCCCGGUCGACUCCGCCAGGUGAGUCACUGAAACUGAGUCAACUCACUGAAACAAUGCGCGGUCUGCAAAUCAGCAAUAUGAGGAUAGGCUUGGGUCCUGGGUUGAGUACGACCUCCGGGUCGUGGGGGUUAGGUUUUGAUUCCCUUAGCUGUCCUCUGGAAACCAGAUCCGGAUUUAUUAGCCUGCCGUCGACACCAGUUCGAGUGGUAACUCGGUCGGGACUCAGUCCAUUGGACACUUGGGAAGCUUCCUGCCAGGAGGAGCCGACGAUGGAGAGAGUGGAGUCGGGCAAAGCUUUGCGUGAAAAAAUCUACCAAAAGAUCGGCCAAGAGAACUCGUUGGAUCGGAUCGGCAGAGUCGAAUCGGUUAGUGGGGUCCCCAUUUUUGGUGGGUUUCGGAGCUUGUGA
Messenger RNA from Striga asiatica, 1002 nucleotides. The record is from the annotation of a GenBank genome assembly. NCBI's taxonomy places the organism in Eukaryota, Viridiplantae, Streptophyta, Magnoliopsida, Lamiales, Orobanchaceae.